UGUGUGUGUGUGUGUGUGGACACAGUUACGGAGAAGAGCUGGUUAGACAAGUCCUUGUCGGAAACUUGGGUUGGGACAAAUUCAGCUGUAAAUAAAGCGUUUUGUACACAGCAGACAGACAGACUGGGAACCAGGGGUAGUUUUUACGCUUCCUGUUUCUCUCUGUCUCUUACUGCUGUUCAGUUAUUCCGAGCUUCACUCACCAAUCAUUUAUCUCCAGCGCCGUCCUCUGGAUUACACCUCCGCAUGGACUGAAACAGUUCUUUUCAACCUCAAGUACACUUUCUGUUUGUUUGUUUGUUUGUGUGUUUGUUUUUGUUUUUUAAUGUGGCAAAAGUUUGAAAACUGGACUUUUCCCGUCAAAUGACGUGGACUAGCACCAUGAGCAGUGGUUACAGUAGUUUGGAAGAAGACUGUGAGGAGUAUUUUUUCACCGCCAGGACUUCCUUUUUUAAGAAGCCUUCAGGGAAACUCGCAGAUCCUAAGGAUGCUGAGAAGGAGAAAGACCUCCAGACUCAUCUCAGUUAUGAGGAGAUCAGGCACAAGAUCGACUUGUAUAACGCAGCCACACGAGACCACUUUAAAAUGACACUGAAUCCCGACGGCUUGUACACAGGCUUCAUAAUGGUGCAGCUGGAGCUGCGGCGGCCCAUCACUGUGACGGGAAGCGUAGCGGGGAUGAAGGAAGGGGAAGCCUUUUAUUUACCGUGCGGUGCUGUAAACACUCUGCACAUCAGUAGCUCCAACACGGUACAGCAGGUGAUCGAGGCUCUGCUGAACAAGUUCACCGUGGCCGACAACCCAGCCAAGUUCGCCCUGUACAAACGCUUCUGCCGCGAGGACCACGUGUGUGUAUGUAAGCUGUCAGAGGGAGAGCACCCUCUGUUCCUGCGUCUGCUGGCUGGGCCGAACCUGGACACACUCAGCUUUGUCCUCAGAGAGCAGCAGACAGGAGAAGUCAUGUGGGACGCUUUCUCCAUCCCCGAGCUGCACAACUUCCUUCGCAUCCUGGAUAAGGAGGAACAGGACCAGGUCCGUGUGAUAACGGCACGCUACAACAUCUACCGAGAGAAGCUGGAGGAGGCAAUCCAAGCGACUAGCAGCCAUAAUUAACCACACACAUACACAGAGAGAGAGAGCGUGUGGACUGGUGCCUCAGGAGUGAGGUGACACAUCUCUCUCAGGAACUCUGACCUCCAGAGAACUUUAUGUGCACCAUGCUUUUCCAGAGUGCCAUACUCCCAUCUCACACACACACACUUCUUUUUUUUCUUUUCUUUUCUUUUUCUCCCCUGUUCAGUUACCUCUUGAACUUGUGAAUGAUGCAAGCUUAAGAAUCUGUUUUGUUUGAUUAUUUUAUUUAAUUGAUAGAUACUGUGGUUUGUACAUAUUGUUGUUUGUAAUUUAUGUGGGGAAGCUUUGUUCUUUUUGUUUUUUUUUAAAAUCUAUAUUGUAAGAGUCUUAUUUUAUUUUUAAGAGUCAUAGCAACAAUCCAAAACGAAUGAGUAGAGAGAACGGCAGUGACAGUCGGCACUGCUGACCUGCAUGUUUCAUUUACCGAAGAAUAAGUAAACUUGACCUUGUUCAGAUGGAAGUAGAGGUGAUACCGAUUUACCGGAUGGUCUAAGUCUGCAUAAAAUGGUUCUGUUUUAAGUUGGGCCGGUUCUACGUCAGCACUGUGAGGCACGGAGACGAGCUGCAGUACCAGUGUUUGUAUUACCAGACCUGUUGAAUGACUCUUCCUAACAGGAGCCCGGACAAACUGACAGUGCAUUUGCAAGUCAAGAAGGAGUUUAGUGUUGGGAAUCCAGAUGGAAAGCACGAUAUGUAGAAAUGUGAUCAUAAAGGAUGAAGAAGGAAGACAGGAUGUACGAAACUCCCAGUGAGAGGCGUGAGAAUGGAGAACGAGCGAUCGUUAUGUUGGUUUUAAAGCUAAGUUAGUUCAGAGCCUGAUGAAAAGGCUUCCGAGCUCCUAGAAGUAGGGCUAAGUUGUCACGGAGCAGAAGCAAUUGCAGGAAGUUGACAUGUGGAGAUAGAGGAAGUUGAAAUGCAUUUAGAGGAACUGUAAUGUGCUGGUCUGGGAAUAAACUUAAUGAAUGCAGGUCCAGUGUUCACGCUGACCUCAAGGGCUUGACUUGUCUUUGUUCGUGCCAAAUGUCUGUUUAAAACUGCGGGGUGAUUAUGUAUAAUAACCUCCCGUUAUCAGAUGAGCAACAGAAGAAAGAACAAGACGUGGGCUGUAUAUGCCUGUGGUCUUAGGGGAAGGGAUGUACCACUUGUCGAGCUCUAAACUAAGUGAGGAUUAAAGAUGCAUGUUGGAGGAUGCUCUCGCUUUGCCAAGCUGUAGGCUAAGCGUCUGUAUCAUGUUUCAGCUGCAGCUGUUCAAGACAUCUCUGAUUGAUACUGUAAAUCUGUGGGGGGUUUUUUUGGGUAAGAUGAUCACGUAUUCCACCACCGAAUGGAAGUCUUGAUAGUAUACAUAACAGAAGUGACAAUCUGCGCAGAGGGUUUGCGUUAUAUAUCUUUAUCUCUCUUUUAGACGCUGUUAAACGUACUGUAGUUCAUUCUAUGCAGAAAUCAGCAGAAAUGUGUCUUAAAGAGCAAUCUGUCAGCAGGCUGUGCUACUUUUGUCUCGGUGAACAUUUACACCAAAGUUUUUUUUUUAAUGAUACUUGUGUAUCAGUGGUUGAUUUUUUUUUAUUAUAUAUUUAUAUAUAAAUAUAUACCUAUGCAUAUUUUAUUAGAACAUGUUUCUGCUAGUACUCUGCAUGAUGGUUUUCUGAAUACGUUAUAUUGUGCUGCAGUGUCCGUUCAUGCAUUGAUUUAGUGGUGAUGUGGGGACAUCUUCUGGCCAUCUGCUGUAAUAGCACCUUUACUUCACAGGCCUUUUGUUCAUGUUGUUUGUUUUUUUUUCUUUCUUAAGUGAAAUUUUGUUUUGUUUAUUUUUAUAACCAAUGAUACAGUGUAAAACUGCAUAUUUAAUUUAAAUCUAGAGAAUUUAGUGCCUGCUGCACUCACAGAGCUUGUAUUACUCUAUAUGUAGCCUGUGGGGUCAUGUCACCAUGGCAACACUUACUCCUAAACACUGGGUUAAAUAUAUUUUAGAAUCAAAUGUUUCAUCGUGGCAGGAGUCUUUCAUCAGGGAGAUGCUGAUGAUUAGCAGUGCGGAGGAGCUAUUAUUCUGGUGUGAUUAGGUUCAAACUGACAAUUACGCAGGGCUCCUGUAAUGUCAGUAGUAGUAGAUACUAAGCCAUUUUUGGGCACUUUACAUUGUAAUUCAGGGAAGAGUUUUUAUUUUUUGUCAGCUUUGGAUGCUUUUUUAUUUUUAAUCCUUUUUUUAUUUUUUAUAAAUCUUCCUUUACUAUAUAACAGUAACUCUAUAUUUUAUUCCGUGAAAGCAUACGUGUGUCCCAUGGAAGCUUCUUCUCUGAAGUUGAUUUAGAAAGAGAAAGCUUCAGUAGUUCAGUAGUUUAUAGUGCAAUACUGUGAAUGUUCCAGCUGUCCAACUGCAUCACAUUUUAUUAACUUUUUUUCAAAAUCUCCACUAAACGCUAUGAGUAUGUGUAGUACUACUAAAGGAAUUUCCUGUAUAAAUGCAUGCAUUAUAUUAAUCCAUGCAUAUCGGUUCUGGCUGUGAAGGACAUCACUAGACAGUGUUGCAGCGCAUGACAGUUGAUUAUCGAGAACGACGCUCUUGAUUUAUAAACUUUUCAUUUGCUAAACCAAGAUUUAAGAUAAAGAAAUUUCAGUACCUUUUUUGCAAUGUUUGCAGGUCUGCCUUGUAUAAGUCAAACAUUUAAAGUCUACUUUUCACUGCAUUUAAGGGAAUGUUGGAGGAAUUUGAACAUAAUUUCCACUGGUCAUUUCAGGAUUUAACCAAGCUACCAAAGCUAAAUCUGAUCAUACAUAUUAAAUGAACACAUCAGAGAUGUUUUAAGGUUUCUUAGGCUACUGUUAAUGAAAACGGCUCCGAGACAUCAGCGCUGCGAAGUGGUCUGUGCCAAAUGCAUAAUGUUAUAAUAAAGAUGUCGUAUUUGUGA
Messenger RNA from Ictalurus punctatus (channel catfish), 4040 nucleotides. It is a transcript of the gene rassf3, whose product is annotated as Ras association domain family member 3. NCBI's taxonomy places the organism in Eukaryota, Metazoa, Chordata, Actinopteri, Siluriformes, Ictaluridae. Gene Ontology annotation, cellular component: cytoplasm. The coding region runs from base 364 to 1113 and encodes 249 amino acids. The record is from RefSeq and is a predicted model, not a curated record. The transcript is spliced from 5 exons. Gene Ontology annotation, biological process: signal transduction.